This is a messenger RNA of Quercus lobata, 3298 nucleotides long. RefSeq names its product putative FBD-associated F-box protein At3g50710. Lineage: Eukaryota; Viridiplantae; Streptophyta; Magnoliopsida; Fagales; Fagaceae. The transcript has 3 exons. Gene Ontology annotation, molecular function: protein binding. The coding region runs from base 416 to 1777 and encodes 453 amino acids. The record is from RefSeq and is a predicted model, not a curated record.
GAAAUUGAAUGAGAUUUGAGAGGUUACAAAUAGUUUUGUUUAGGUCUUCUUCUUCUUCUUCUUUUCCUCUUCUCCGUGGAUCUCUUUCUCUUCGUCUUCUUGCAAGGUUGGUACCCACUAGAACUUGAGUCUUAGAGACUCGAGUUCCACGUGGAAUAUUUAUCCACAUCACUAAAUCAGAAGUCUGGAACUUGAAUUUUUAAAACUCGAUUUGCUAUUGAACUCGAGAUUUUAAAACUCAAAAGGCUCUAGUUUUCCAUUUUCUUUCGCAGCUUGUCAAAUAACAAAAUUCUUCUAAUAAUAAAGUUAAAUGGAAAAAAAGAUCAACCUAAAACCUUAGAAACUAGAAAGCGUAUGAAGAAGCAGAGGAGAGAAAAACGAAACGCACACGCUGAAAAUCAGAGAGAUUGAAAGCAUGAAGAAGCAGAGGAGAGAAACGGAAGAGGAGGAGCACUCUGACAUUAUCAGCAGUCUACCAGACUGUAUGCUCGCCCAUAUCCUCUAUUUUCUCCCAACCAAACAGGCCAUUCUCACAAGCAUUUUGUCGAGCAGGUGGAGGGCUCUCUGGACUCUCGUCCCUGGUCUUCACUUGGACAAGCCCACACUUUAUAGUAUCAGAACUUCGACCUUGGAUGAUAUUUUAUUGCCCAGAAACCCCUCCACCCUUUGCAAGCUGCGCAUCGAUUGUCCUCGUCGAUCCUUCGUUGACAAAUGUGUCCAAGCCGCCAUCCUGUGUGGCGUGCAAGAGCUCGACCUUGUUCUCGACCUUCAUAAUCAAACUAAGGAGUUGCCCGGUAGUGUCUUCUUCUGUACAACAUUAGUGGUUUUGAAAUUGAGGGGCCACUUUCUUCUCAAUCCUCCUGAUUCUGCUUCUUCCUCUUCUUCAAUGUUCCCAAGUCUCAAGAUUCUACGAAUUUCACACGUUUACUAUGCGAACCACAACUCUCUCUCCACACUACUCGCCACCUGCCCGCUGCUCCAAGAUUUGAGGAUCAAAGUUGGUGACUCUGAUUUGGAUUUUUUGGACAAGGAAACAGACAAGAAGUUCAAUAUCCUUGUAUUCGUACCUACGCUGAAAAUAUUAGUUUUGGAUUGCUCUUUUUUACACUGGUCAUUCAAACUCCACAUAAACACCCCGGCUCUCGAGUACUUUAACUUCAAAGGCGAUUUGGACAGUGAUGUUGUUUCUGAAAAUCUCCCCAACUUGUUUAAAUCAGUCCUUGAUGUUCGUAAUUGUUAUCAUCUAGACUGGAUGUGGAAAUUGACAAGCUUCAUGGGACUACUCUGUAACAUUAGAUCCAUGGAAUUGUGGAUAGGAACAGCAGAGUACAUUCUCGAACACUCGUCGUCUAAUAAUCAUUAUGACGUUCCCAUGUUUCAUAAUUUGUCUUCCUUGAAGUUUUAUGGUGACUUGUGGGCUAUGUGGUCUCCGUGGAAUGCAGUAAAACUAUUGCUUUGUCGAGCUCCAAAGCUACAAACACUCACCUUUGAAUUGAAUUACCGGUGUUGCAUUCGUAGUUUUUCAGUUGACUUUCCCUUGAAGAAGCCAUUAGAUGUUCCUGAAUGUCUGUCAUCACACCUUACAACUUGUCAUUAUAAAGGAUUUUCAGGGCAUGUCAUGGAACUUGUUGAACAAAUCCUCAAGGAAUCAAAAGUAUUAAAGACAAUGAAAAUCACUUUCAACAGUGAUCUAGACUCAAAGGAGAAGCUUCGUAUUCACGAGGAGAUAAUGAAGUUCCCAAGGACAUCUCAAACUUGUCAAAUUGCAUUUGACUAAAGGCUUUCUGUGGUAGCUGAGAAAAUGCGAGAAAAUAAAAGAAGUGAAAAGUUUCAGCAUCAGAUGAGAAAGUACAAAAAAUUCAGGAAAUAUGGGUUAUGUUGAAUUCCAUUGGCCCCCUCUAGAUGAUUUCUUAGGAAAAUUACAGAUGAGAUAAGAGUGAUUGAAAGACAAGAAGAAAUUAAACCUGCAUGCUUCAUCCACUGCUUUAGCUUAAGGUUCAUGUUCUUGUUAACUUAUUUUCAUAGAUUUAAAUCGAAGUUUAUUCAUAAAUGGUGUUCGUUGUGCUUAAAAAAAUGUCAGCAUAAAGCUUGUAGUUGAAUCAUUAGAUAGCAACUAGCUUACUUUUCCUUUUAUUCACUGUGUGAUACACUCAUGUACAAAGAAUAUAGUUUAUGAUGAUAUUAAAGCAGAUGAUAUAUCUAAAUCCUGUCACUUAAUCUCUCAUUUAAAAAAGCUAAAUAUCUCACUUAUUUGGCCUUUUAAAUGAUUAAAUUCACCACCCAAAAGAAUAGUCUUGUAUUCAAAAAGCUUUGGACACUCUCCUUUCUUAAUAAUAAUAAUAAUAAUAAGAAUAAAAUACAAAAAAGAUAUAUCACAAUUUCUUCUUAGAUUGGAGUUAUUUCCUCCUACUCACUAUGUGGCAAAUUACAAGACUUUUUACUAUUAUUUAAACAACUCACAUGACUCAUUAAAAAAGUCCCAUGACUAAAUUUAUAUAUGAUAUCUCUUUAAUCGCCACACAAUGGGUUGGAAAAAGAUGAUUCCAAACCGGUUUGAAACUAAACUUUUUUUUUGAUAGAUAAUAAGAGUUUUAUUAAUGAAAAGGAACAAUGUGUUUAUGAUUGUAAACUCACUGCCCUUGAAACAAAUACAAUCAAAUCAAAAGGAAAGUCUAAUAGAGAUAAGGAAAUCAGACAAGGAACUACAAUGCGUAAGACCCCAAAUAUGAGACCACUCAAACAAAGUCCUAGCCAGCAAGUUCUUCAACAUAUCUAGGGGUCUUUCAAUGUCCUCAAAAGUUCGGGCAUUGCAUUCCUUCCAAACUAACCACAUAAGGCAUGCUGGUACCAUAUUCCAAACCUUUGAGGAGUGAGUUCCCAACCAAUUCCUCCAAGCAAAAAGAAGAGAAACAAUAGUAUCCGGCAUCACCCACUGAACCCCAAACAUAAUGAGGACCUCACUCCACAAAGCAGAUGCAAACUUACAAUGAAGCAAAGAGAGACAAUAGUAUCCGGCAUCUCCCACUGAACCCCAAACAUAAUGAGGACCUCACUCCACAAAGCAGAUGCAAACUUACAAUUAAGCAAAAGGUGAUCCACAAUUUCCUCAUCACACCUACAAAGACAACACCAAUUAAUAAGGGGCAAGUUCUUCUUAACAAGGUUAUCAAUUGUAAGAAUCCCACCCCUAGCAGCAGUCCAUAAAAAGAAAGAUACCCUUUUAGGUACCUUUACACACCAAAUGCUCUGCCAAGGGAAAGAAACAGAAGGGGCUUUCAAUAAAGCAAUAUAAAAGGAU